Molecule: messenger RNA, 1314 nt
Organism: Synchytrium microbalum
Lineage: Eukaryota; Fungi; Chytridiomycota; Chytridiomycetes; Synchytriales; Synchytriaceae
Exons: 8
Coding region: 1-1314 (437 amino acids)
Biological process (GO): protein neddylation
Cellular component (GO): nucleus; cytoplasm
Molecular function (GO): NEDD8 activating enzyme activity
Source: RefSeq, a predicted model, not a curated record
AUGGCCGAUAAUGAGAGCGACGAGGAGAUGGAGGACACUCUACCUUCCUACGACGACUGGGAUUCACGAUGGCAGCACAUUGACUACUCGCUAGAUCGUGUUGGUCCUUAUUCUACUGCUGAAUUCGUACCUGGAGAUGAUCUCAAAGAUGCCAUGAGGAAUUAUGUCAAAGUUCUGGUUAUAGGAGCGGGUGGAUUGGGAUGUGAAUUACUCAAGGAUCUCGCUUUGAUGGGUUUUCGAAACAUUCAUGUCAUCGAUAUGGACACGAUCGAUGUAUCCAAUCUCAAUCGACAAUUCUUGUUUCGCAUGAAGGACGUUGGCAGCCCUAAAGCCACAGUUGCUGCCAACUUUGUCAUGAAACGAGUACCUGGUGUCCAUAUCACGCCAUACUUUGGAAAGAUCCAAGACAAGGACGAAGCCUAUUACUCUCAAUUCCAGAUUGUAAUAUGUGGGCUCGACUCUGUAGACGCACGUCGCUGGAUCAACUCGAUGAUUGUUGGAAUGUACGACCCAGAAGAUCCAGUCAGCUUCAAACCUAUAGUAGAUGGCGGCACGGAAGGUGUUCGAGGUCAGGCUCGUGUCAUCUUGCCUGGAAAGACUGCGUGCUUUGAAUGCUCGUUGGAUUUACAGACCAAACCUGUUACCUUUCCGAUAUGUACUAUUGCAAACACGCCACGUAUGCCUGAACAUUGCAUUGAGUGGGCUUCGGUGUUGGAGUGGCCAAAGCACUUUCCAGAACAAAAAGUGGAUGGUGAUGAUCCAGAUCAUAUUCGAUGGUUGUUGGAAAAGGCACAAACUCGAGCCAAAGAGUUCAACAUUCAAGGUGUCACGUAUUCCUUGACGCAGGGUGUAGUGAAAAACAUCAUACCCGCGAUUGCUUCUACAAACGCUCUUGUUGCUGCUGCUUGUGCAAACGAAGCCUUCAAACUCGUAUCGAAUUGUGCUUCUCAUCUUGACAACUACAUCAUGUACAAUGCUGAUGCCGGUUUAUACACAAACACGUUUGCAUUAGAACGUAAGCCAGACUGUCCUGUAUGUGGCUCAGAACUACGAAAGAUGGAUGUCAAUCCAGAAAGCACCUUGUCGGAAUUCUUUGAAUCCUUGAUUGAGAUUGAGGACUUACGAUUGAAAGCACCAUCUGCAACUCUUGGAACCAAAUCAUUGUAUAUUCGUGGUCCGCCACCUCUUGAAGAAAUGCUUCGACCCAACUUGGAGAAGAAGAUGAAGGAUUUGUUGCAUGAUGGGGAUGAACUUGCUAUUACUGAUCCAUCACUGGCAAGGACUUCUGUUAGGAUGGUUAUCAAGUUCAAGUGA